UGUGCCCCCCUCAAGGACCGCCACGACGGCGUCUCGAGCCACAGCUCGCGUCUGUCCCAGCUGGGUUCGGUGUCCCACGCCGGGCCCUACUCCAGCGCGCCGCCCCUCUCCCACGCCCCGUCGUCGGACUUCCAGCCUCCCUACUUCCCACCGCCGUACCAGCCGCUCGCCCACUACCAGAGCCAGGACCCCUACUCGCACGUUAGCGAUCCGUAUUCCCUGAACUCUCUGCACCAGAGCCAGCAGGGCGCAUGGGGGGCGCGGCAGCGGCAGGACGCCGCCGGGGAGCGGAUGGACAGCUCGUCUUUGCUGGCCCAGCCUCGGGCCUCCCUGCCGCAGCUGCCUGGGCUGGACCCACGGCGGGACUACGGUGGGGUGAGGCGGCCGGACGUGCUGCUUCACGCCGCUCAUCCGGGACUGGAACCCGGGAUGGGCGAUGGACUCUUGCACGGACUGCACGGCAUGGAGGACGUGCAGACAAUUGACGACACCAACGGAACCAACAUACUGGAUCAGUCUGUAAUUAAGAAAGGUAAACUAUAUGCAUGUCGCUCCCCUGUCUUAGUACCCAUGCCUCCCAAGAACAUCGGCUCGCUGAUGCUCGGGAAGGACGGCCUGAUCGGCGGAGUCAGCGUCAACAUCAACGAACUGUUUUGUUCGGUUCCGGGUCGGCUGUCCCUACUCAGCUCCACCUCCAAAUACAAAGUCACCGUCGGGGAGGUGCAGAGGAGACUCUCCCCACCCGAGUGCCUCAACGCGUCCUUAUUGGGGGGCGUAUUGAGAAGAGCGAAGUCCAAAAACGGUGGCAAAUGCCUGAGAGAAAAACUGGAGAAGAUUGGACUGAAUUUACCGGCUGGGAGGCGCAAGGCUGCAAAUGUCACGUUGCUGACGUCACUAGUAGAAGGCGAGGCGGUGCACCUCGCCCGGGACUUCGGAUACAUCUGCGAGACGGAGUUCCCCACCAAAGCCGUGAGCGAGUACCUCAACCGGCAGCACGCGGACCCCAACGAGCUGCAUACGCGCAAAAACAUGCUGCUGGCCACCAAACAGCUGUGUAAGGAGUUCACAGACCUGCUGGCCCAGGAUCGGACUCCCCUGGGCAACUCCAGGCCCACCCCUAUCCUGGAGCCCGGCAUCCAGAGCUGCCUCUCUCACUUUUCCUUCAUCACGCACGGCUUCGGUUCGCCCGCUAUCUGCGCUGCCCUCACAGCCCUCCAAAACUACCUCACCGAGGCCCUCAAAGGACUCGACAAGAUGUUUCUCAACAAUCCCCCGAACCGGCACGGGGACAACAAGGCCGGCGAUAAAGAGGAAAAGCAGCGGAAAUGAACCGGAGCUUCAGUCGUGACUUGCAGCUUUCCGCCGCACGCGGGCCUGCAUGAGGACGAAGGGGGCGAAGAAACUCCGGAGACACCGACGGAUUUGCUCAUCUGCGUUCCCUUCUUUCACCGCCCCCAACCCCCGAGGACACGCCGGUUGCGGCGUGGCAUCCCUUUCGCUCC
This is a messenger RNA of Syngnathoides biaculeatus (alligator pipefish), 1502 nucleotides long. It is a transcript of the gene tfap2b, whose product is annotated as transcription factor AP-2 beta. The annotation marks the transcript as partial. Gene Ontology annotation, molecular function: RNA polymerase II transcription regulatory region sequence-specific DNA binding; DNA-binding transcription factor activity, RNA polymerase II-specific. Gene Ontology annotation, biological process: regulation of cell population proliferation; regulation of transcription by RNA polymerase II; anatomical structure development. Lineage: Eukaryota; Metazoa; Chordata; Actinopteri; Syngnathiformes; Syngnathidae. The record is from RefSeq and is a predicted model, not a curated record. The transcript is spliced from 6 exons. Gene Ontology annotation, cellular component: nucleus.